Messenger RNA from Gymnodraco acuticeps, 1710 nucleotides. RefSeq lists its product as uncharacterized. The transcript has a single exon. NCBI's taxonomy places the organism in Eukaryota, Metazoa, Chordata, Actinopteri, Perciformes, Bathydraconidae. Bases 252 to 1259 code for a protein of 335 amino acids. Gene Ontology annotation, molecular function: nucleic acid binding; zinc ion binding. The record is from RefSeq and is a predicted model, not a curated record.
CAUUUUAAGCGUUGCUUAACUGCUCUUGACGUCACUACUUUUGACGAUUUGUGUGAGCUCAUGACUUUGGAACAGUUCAAAAAUAUUCUUCCAGACAAGAUUGCUACUUACAUAACAAAACACAGGGUCACUUCUGCGGCUGAAGCUGCUGUGGCAGCUGAUGAGUUUGUGUUGCUUCAUAAGAGCAGGUUCGGAGGGCGCUCGCGGCCCUGGCUGUUUUUGACGGAAGUAGAAAGGUUGGUUCAUUUGGGAUGGAGCCAAGGAACUUGGGUUUGGUCAAAUCUGAGGGGGAUAAUAAUGAUAUUUGCCACUACUGUCGCGAAAAAGGCCAUUGGAAGGCAGACUGUCCUGCGCUUAGAGAAAAAUCUAAGGGAGGAAGAUAUUUUGUUGGGCCUGUUGCGUUGGCUGCUCCUGUGGAAAGCAGCGGUGUUGCCGAUGUGCUUACAUCCCACUUAGGUGGAUCUGAGGUUUUGGUAUCUUAUGCUCCAUUUAUACGAGACAGCUUGGUGUCAUUGGUAGGUAGUAAUGUCAUAGUUCCAAUCAAAAUCUUGCGAGACACAGGGGCUUUUGACUCCUAUAUUGUUGACUCUGUUUUGCCUCUGUCUUAUGAAAGUGACACUGGUGACACCCUUCUGAGUAGGGGACUGGGAUUAAAAGUUCUUCCUAUUCCUGUUCAUAGGAUGUAUAUUGACUGUGGUCUUGUUAAGGGUGAGGUGGCUGUUGGUGUACGUCCAGAUUUGCCAAUGGAGCGGAUACAGUUCAUCCUGGGCAACGGUUUGGCAGGUAGCAGAGUCUGGACUGAUGUUCCCCCUGUGCUUUUAGUGACUGGCGGUCCGAUUGAGUCAAGGUCUGAGGAGAGCUCUACAGUGUUGGCAGACGUCACGCCCUCUGGUGUGAUCACUCGUGCUAUGGACAAAAACAUGUUUAGAAAACAGAAGACCAAGCAUUGUCCCACUAGUCAAAGUGGUCGUGGCGGCGGUGGCGUUGAUGGUGGUCGUGGUGGCGGCAGCGUUGAUGGUGGUCGUGGCGGCGGCAACAGGGGUCGAGGAAGAGGCAAGGAAAUGUCCUGCCAUCGGUGUGGAGACCAAGGACACAUGGCUCGUGACUGUGGGCAUGCCAACGACCGGAAGUGCUAUUCCUGCGGUGGGCUUGGUCACAUCCAGAGACGUUGCAGUAGGGUGAAAUGUUACAGGUGUGGCGACAUUGGCCACGUGGCGGUGCAUUGCAGUAAAGCCAGUGAAACUAACUGCUACAACUGAGGAAGCAUGGGCCGUGACGGUAAUGUAUUGUCUGUCAUACAGUUUAAUAAAUCGUUCUCGUCUGCCCAUCCUUUUAAAGUGUGCUUCUCAGGUUGCUUACCUGUGUUGCUAAAGAUGUGGCUGGGUGUGGGAGAAGCGGCUGGCAGUGUGAGGGUUGUAUGUUGCAAUUGUUGGUUUUGUUGGAAGUGGGGUGCCGUAUGUCUGGUAUUUUUGUUGUUCAUUACUGGUGUUUUUUUUGUUUUGUCAGGGUUGGUGUGCCGGUGGUCCUGGGGACACCGACUUUAAGGGGGGGGGUUGUGACGACCCCUGCCUUAUUAUCUCUGGGGUGUGUAUGUUCCUUUAAGGUUUUCCCUUUGGUCAAUCAGCUGGGAUUGAGGACACCUGGCGGCUGGAGCUAGCCGGAUAAAGGACCGGGCCGGAUCUCGCUCUCUCUCUGGCAGGAGGACGCAGC